Messenger RNA from Manihot esculenta (cassava), 1329 nucleotides. RefSeq lists its product as uncharacterized. Gene Ontology annotation, cellular component: membrane; clathrin vesicle coat. Bases 253 to 1095 code for a protein of 280 amino acids. The transcript is spliced from 3 exons. The record is from RefSeq and is a predicted model, not a curated record. Lineage: Eukaryota; Viridiplantae; Streptophyta; Magnoliopsida; Malpighiales; Euphorbiaceae. Gene Ontology annotation, biological process: endocytosis.
GAGACAAAGGGCAAAUUGGUAAUUAGAGCAAAAGUUUCUCUCUCUCUCUCUCUCUCUCUCACCGUCUCGUUGCAGUUGACAAAUCAAUCACUGAUCAUCCUUCGAGGCCACGUCUCUGCAAAUCUGAAAUCUCUCUCCUCCUGAUACAAUCCCCGCACCUCUCAAAUCUUGGAAGGAUUAUCCCCUUACAAAUCCAAGCCCAAGAUCUCUCCACAUUUCCCUCACAGUCCUCCGAGAAAACCCUCCAAAACGAUGUCAUUUGAGGAGGACGAGGAAUCCAUGGAGCAUACUCUCCUGGUGGUACGGGAGGUUUCCGUCUAUAAAAUUCCUCCACGGUCCACCUCCGGCGGCUAUAAAUGUGGGGAGUGGUUACAGUCCGACAAGAUCUGGUCCGGUAGGCUUCGGGUCGUAUCGUGUAAGGACCGAUGUGAGAUCAGGUUGGAGGAUCCCAACUCCGGCGAGCUGUUCGCAGCAUGUUUCGUACACCCGGGUCAUCGCGAGACCUCGGUGGAGACGGUUCUAGACUCUUCUCGGUAUUUCGUGCUUAAGAUCGAGGACGGAAGAGGGAAGCAUGCAUUUAUCGGGCUAGGGUUUGCAGAGAGAAAUGAGGCAUUUGAUUUCAAUGUGGCAUUAUCGGAUCAUGAGAAAUACGUGAGGAGAGAACACGAUAAGGAGGUUGGGGAGACGAGCGAGAGCGAUACUCACAUAGAUAUACAUCCUGCUGUUAAUCACAGAUUGAAGGAAGGUGAAACCAUUCGGAUAAAUGUGAAGCAUAAACCAUCUGGUGGAACUGGAAUGCUUUCAGCUGCAGGACUAUCUGGGGCUCAUUCUGGAAACGGAAAGCCUAAACCUCUUGGCCUUUCUCCUCCACCAGAUGGGGCAGGAAAAAUUAGGUCUCCCCUCCCACCCCCUCCAAAUGAUCCAGCUGCUGCACGAAUGACUGCUGCUAAUAAUGGUGUUGCUAUCAAAGCACCUAAUGAAAAUGCAAAACAUUCUACAGAUCCUUUGUCAGAUCUUUCUCCACUUGAGAUGAAUCUUCCUUCAGCAACAUCUGGUUCGACAACGACGUCUGCAUCAGGAUGGGCGGCUUUCUAGUUUUCUGGGAUAUGUAUUUAGUGUAAAAUUGAAACAUCUGUUUGAUUUCUUCUUUCAAAAAAGUGAAAAUCAACAAUAUUAAUAGAAUUGACAAAAAGAAAGAAAGCAAAUCCAAAUAGGUUCAUGUGUGGAAAAUAAUGUUUAAUGGAAUACAUGGAUGCUUUUGUCUUCCUACGUGAACUUUGAUUGAUUGUCCCAUUUCUACACAUAAUGGAAAAUUUGAAUUAUGUUGCA